AUGACGGUCUCUGUAGAAAACCUCAUCUCAUCUCUGGAGAAUGAGAGCAAAAGAGGCGGUAAGAGAAAGAAGAAGAGGAGCCCAGACCUGACAGAGUCUGAGGACGACAAACUGAGCACCCCACAAAAUGUGCCCACACACGUGCAAAGAGAGGAUGAGAGGAAGAGAGGCGGUAAGAAGAAGAAGAAGAGGAGCCCAGACCUGACAGAGUCUGAGGACGACAAACUGCACACUGCACACAAUUUGCCCACAUGUGUGCAAAGAGCUGCAUUCGAGGCUAAAUAUCAACAGCAGGAGAAGCUCGGCGAAGGAGGGUGUGGAUCUGUGUUUGCUGGCUAUCGCAAAGCAGAUCAUUUGCCUGUUGCCAUCAAAUACAUCCCGAGCGACAAUCAGUGCAUCAAACACGUUGACGAGCAUGGGAAUACGCUCUCUGUGGAGGUCGCCAUCUUGUUGAAACUGGCGGCCAAAACAAGUGGCUCAGCGGCCUCCUCGGCACCUGUGUCCCUACUGGACUGGUACGAUCUGGAACAGGAGCUGAUCCUGGUGCUGGAGAGACCAGUCCCCUGCAUGGACAUGGCUACGUACAUCUGGUUAAAGGGAGGCUCCUUACAAGAGGAAGAGGCCAAGAUCAUCCUGAAACAGCUGGUUGAUGCAUUAAUUGAUCUUGAGGAUAAGAGCAUCUUUCACCGGGACAUCAAGGCGGAAAAUAUCUUGAUUGAGACCGGCUCGGAAGUCCCGCGAGUUCGCCUCAUUGACUUUGGACUGAGCUGCUUCGUGAAGAGAGGAGCCAGUUACCGCGUCUACUACGUUACCCCUAAUCUCAUCCCUCCGGAGUGGUAUUAUAGUCGACGCUACAGUGCCGGCACCACCACAGUGUGGCAAGUUGGAGUGGUCGUGUUUCAAACGUUCCACAGGAAUGCAUUUUUUGAGACCAUCGCGGUACUCCAGAAUGGCUUGACGUUCAACAAGAGGAUGUCCGAAGAUUGCAAGGAUUUCUUGCAAAAGUGUCUGACUGAAGACCCCGAACAGCGCCUGACCCUGGGGCAGCUCAAGCAGCACCCAUGGCUCAGAUAA
Messenger RNA from Sebastes umbrosus (honeycomb rockfish), 1074 nucleotides. RefSeq names its product serine/threonine-protein kinase pim-2-like. Gene Ontology annotation, molecular function: protein serine/threonine kinase activity; ATP binding. The transcript has 9 exons. Lineage: Eukaryota; Metazoa; Chordata; Actinopteri; Perciformes; Sebastidae. Gene Ontology annotation, cellular component: cytoplasm. Gene Ontology annotation, biological process: regulation of mitotic cell cycle; negative regulation of apoptotic process; protein autophosphorylation. The record is from RefSeq and is a predicted model, not a curated record. Bases 1 to 1074 code for a protein of 357 amino acids.